AUGCGAUCACCAAGCCUCGCAAACAACAUAUAUGUCAGUGGUAAGUUCCGGAGAAUCCAAACACAUUGGUUUAAUGACUACUUCUGGCUUCGUUAUUCGCAAUCGGCCUGCGGCGUCUACUGUGCCCCAUGCUACCUGUUUGCAGGAAGUGUUACGAGAUUGUUGGUGUCAUCUGUGGCCAUCGACCCUAGCAACCUUGGGAAAACACUGUCCAGUCAUGCGAAAUCUGAACUACAUGUCAACUCUUUGGAGGCUGCGGAGAACUUCAGGAGCAUAAUGUCUGGUGAACAAAAAGACAUUGUAGCGUCAAUGUCAUCGUCGUACAAUGUCCUAGUGGAAAGGAACCGGCAAAUAUUACACGCAAUUGUAGAAACAAUAAUAUUAUGUGGAAGACAAAAUCUGUCAUUGAGGGGACAUCGUGAUGAAGAUCGCGGAAAUUUCAAGGCACUGCUGGAAUAUCAAGCGAAGCAUAAUGCUAUUCUUAAGGACCAUCUCGAAAACGGCGACCCAAGGACGAAGUAUACCUCCAAUAAGAUUCAAAAUGAGAUAAUCGACAUAUGUGGUGACCAGAUAAAAUCUAAAAUAGUCGAAAGUUGUAACAGUGUUCCAUUUUUUGGCUUCAUUGACGAGGCAACGGACGCAUCAACGAUGGAGCAGAUGGCCCUUUGUCUGCGAUAUUAUGAGACAAGCUCAAGAUCUGUGACCGAGAAUUUCAUUGGUUUUGCCGAAUGCUGGUCGACUACAGGGGAAUCAUUGUCUGAGGCCUUCCUGUUCCAUUUGAGAAACUCCGGUGUAAACAUGGACAAGCUUCGAGGCCAAGGCUACGAUGGUGCAUCCAAUAUGUCCAGGGAAUUCCGGGGUGUGCAGGCCCGAAUUAGAUAUAAUCAUCCCAAAGCAUUAUAUACACACUGUAGAGCUCUUUGUUUGAACUUAGCCAUAUGUCAUGCGUCAGAAGAACCAAUCGUUCGCAAUAUGAUGCAGACGGUUCAAGAAGUAGCAUUUUGCCUCAAUUACUCUGCAAAGCGGCUUCUUCGAUACAAGAAUGCUCUUGAAAACGACGCCGAAAAUCGCGAGGCAAUGGAACGUAGAACAAAACUUCAGUCAUUGACAUUUGUGCGAAACGAGGUGGGCGGCAAGAUCUGA
Molecule: messenger RNA, 1143 nt
Organism: Mya arenaria
Lineage: Eukaryota; Metazoa; Mollusca; Bivalvia; Myida; Myidae
Product: zinc finger MYM-type protein 1-like
Exons: 2
Coding region: 1-1143 (380 amino acids)
Source: RefSeq, a predicted model, not a curated record